Molecule: messenger RNA, 1074 nt
Organism: Saccoglossus kowalevskii
Lineage: Eukaryota; Metazoa; Hemichordata; Enteropneusta; Harrimaniidae
Product: somatostatin receptor type 3-like
Biological process (GO): neuropeptide signaling pathway
Cellular component (GO): plasma membrane; neuron projection
Molecular function (GO): neuropeptide binding; G protein-coupled receptor activity
Source: RefSeq, a predicted model, not a curated record
AUGUCUCUUUUCUGGGAUCGAUUUCAAGCAGUGGGAAACAAAACAGACUUUGCAUUAACCAUUGCAAAUGCUACCAACUACAAUAGUGCGACAAUGCCACUAUUUUCUAAUCCUGUACCAUCCUGGUUUUUUGUAACAUUGAUACCAAUAUUAUCGACGUUAUUUUGCGUUUUGGGUUUAAUUGGUAACGGGAUGGUCUUAUUUGUACUUAUCCGACUGCUGCCAAAGCAAAGUGUUCCUAACAUCUACAUAAUGAAUUUGGCGUCUGCGGAUUUUCUGUUUUUGCUUGGAGUGCCUCUCCUCAACCACUUCAAUACCACUAGACAGUGGAACUUCGGAAGUACAGUUUGCAAACUUGUAAUGGGAAUAGAUGGAAUGAAUAUGUUUACAGGUAUUUAUACUUUGACUAUUAUGGCUGUGGAUCGUUUUGUUGCUGUGGUAUAUGCCGUUCCAUCCAGAAACUAUAGAACAGCGUCUGUAGCUCGUAUCACAUGUGUUGUGCUGUGGAUACUGUCAGCUAUCACAGCCUUGCCAUUAUGGAUGUACGCACAUGUCGAAAAUAAUAAUAAUAACACUGUUUGCGUUGUAGUAGGUCCAAAGACCAUCGAAUUUGCAUUUUCUGUUUACUCGAAUCUGUUCGGUUUCUGUUUACCUUUAUUAGUAAUACUUGUCUGCUAUGUAAAGAUUUUACAAUACUUGUAUCAAAGGCGUACGCAGAAGGGCAGAAGGUCUCGACUUGGACGGGUGAAUGCUUUGAUCCUUGUAGCAGUUAUAUUAUUCGUGGUUUGUUGGGCACCUUUCUGGGGGAUACAACUUCUAUUAAUGGUGUCACCCAACAUCAGUCUCAGCACUGCUGUGCAAGUGACAUAUUACUGCACGCCUCUACUGAGUUAUAUAAAUUCGUGUUGCAAUCCAAUUAUAUAUACUUUUUUCAAACACGACUUUCGUGAAAUGUUACACGUCAUAUGUUCGGUUAAAUAUUCUAAAGAAUCAUCUAGUACUUACAAGGCAGUUGACGUAAACGAAUCGAAGGGCACACCUUUGAAUUCUCUAACAUCAAUACGUGAAUCUUAA